AUGGACGCUCCGAAUCUUCUCACCAUCGAGGGGAGGGGGGGGGGAGCCCAGCUAGUAGUGCCUCCGCCCCCUCCGCUGGCUGCCGGAGAGGGCUCGGCGGACGGGCGCGAGGGGAACGCCGAUCGAGAUAAGUUCGAUCAGUCCGCUGGCGGUACCACCGCAGCAGGAGCAGCGGAAGCUUCUGUUGCAGAAGUAAACCCGGAUGACCCAGAUCACGAUGCUAAGGUGGUCGCGUUCGAGCGCUGGCUGCUGGAGAACGGAGCCAGGUUUCCUCGGCUCGAGAUCCGGCGGUACGACCCCGAGGUUCGAGGGGUGCACGCCCGAGGGGAGAUAGACCCCGACGAGGUCAUCGUGGAAAUCCCGCUCAAGAACAAGAAGCAGCGGAGGAAGAGGCCGACAGGAUGGUCGCUGCAGAAGCCGGAAAAGGAUGGCUCAGCAAGCUGGAGACGGUGCCUGGUUACGGUGGAGAUGGGCAAGGCUCUGCCGGUGGGCCAGGCCGUGCUCGCGUCCGGUGUGUCGUUCGACGCCCCCAAGCACAUCUUCCUCAUGCUCUUCAUCCUAACCGACAUGAGGAGGCCGGACACGUUCUUCCGCCCUUACUACGACCUGCUGCCCACCACCCUGAGCAACAUGCCCAUAUUCUGGACGGAGGAGGAGAUGAGGUUACUCCAGGGAUCCUACCUCGUCACCCAGGUGGAGGAGCGAAACCAAGCGAUCGAGGGCGACUACGGCGUCAUCUGCGACCUCUACCCGCCGUUCCGCGACGUGGCGACGCUGGAGGAGUUCAAGUGGGCCCGCAUGUGCGUGUGCAGCCGCAACUUCGGGCUGGACAUCAAUGGGCUGAGAACCAGCGCCCUGGUCCCUUACGCGGACAUGCUCAACCACUACCGUCCGCGAGAGACGAAGUGGACCUACGACAACAAUCGCGGGGGCUUUACCAUCACGACGCUCCACCGCAUCCUGGGCGGUGCCCAGGUGUACGACAGCUACGGGCAGAAGUGCAACCACCGCUUCCUGCUCAACUACGGCUUUGCGAUAGAGAACAACCAGGAGGCGAACGGCUUCUGCCCCAACGAGGUCCCGCUGCUGUUCCGCUUGGACGCGCGAGAUCCCCUCCGACAAAAGAAGGCCAGGUUUUGGAGGAUGGACGGGCCGGAGCAGAGGCGCGUCCGGCUGUGCGUCGGCGACACGGACGCCGUCAGAGGCGCCCUGUCGAUGCUCAGGGUUAUCGUUGCCGACGCGGCGGAGAUGGGUGCUCGAUACAUGUACCGGACGGUCAAGGACGUCCGCUUCCCGCUGAGCGUGCGCAACGAGGUGGCGGCGAUGGAGCGGCUGCUGUUGCUCACGACGGGGGCACUUGACGCCUACCCGACCACUCUGGAGGAAGACCGAGCGGCACUCAAGAACGGCGGCCUGGAGCCCUUCUCGAACCGUCGGCACGCCCUCAUCCAGGUCUACGGGGAGAAGGUGGUGCUGGCGCACUACGUCGACCUGGCGGAGACGGCGCUUGCCUGCCUCGCCGCUGUGGACACUACGGAGCUAGUCAGCAGGUGUCGCGACAAGGGGAAGCUGAUCAGGGACCACUGCUCCGGGCCGAUCAAGAACAUCUACGAGCAGGACAGAGCCAAGGGUCUUAUCGCACCAAAUCGAGCUUGGGGGGGGCAGAUGACUGCGGAUCCCACCAUCGUAUGACACGGAGAGACAACCGUAGAUAAUGUCCAAUCUUGGAGGCUCGGGGUUGAAAAUUACGGCGACGCGCUCGGGAAGUGGGGGCGCUAGCGCUAUAUAGGGCGUGGGAGGAAGCGCGCGCGAAUGGGAUCAUGGGAGAUUGGCGCUUGCAAGUCGGAUGCGCGGUCGAACCGGUGGAUCGAUCAAUCAAUCACGGACGGGUUUGCAGAAGAUUCAGGUUUGGAUGCAGGGCUUACAAGAUGGAGUGCGCGGACGGUACGCGUUCGUUGCGCGCGUUGUGUUGGUUGACGU
Molecule: messenger RNA, 1980 nt
Organism: Ectocarpus siliculosus
Lineage: Eukaryota; Phaeophyceae; Ectocarpales; Ectocarpaceae
Source: the annotation of a GenBank genome assembly